Messenger RNA from Pteronotus mesoamericanus, 1521 nucleotides. RefSeq names its product BAG cochaperone 5 (gene BAG5). The transcript is spliced from 2 exons. Bases 153 to 1496 code for a protein of 447 amino acids. Gene Ontology annotation, molecular function: protein-folding chaperone binding; adenyl-nucleotide exchange factor activity. NCBI's taxonomy places the organism in Eukaryota, Metazoa, Chordata, Mammalia, Chiroptera, Mormoopidae. The record is from RefSeq and is a predicted model, not a curated record. Gene Ontology annotation, cellular component: cytosol; cytoplasm; membrane. Gene Ontology annotation, biological process: protein stabilization; regulation of inclusion body assembly; negative regulation of protein ubiquitination.
GGGAGGGGCGAGAGGGAUGCAGCUUGGGGCCCAGGGCCGGUGCCGCACCCCGUGAAGGGCUGGUCUUCCAUCUCGCCAGCCACCUCCGGGAAGCCAAGACCAAACCAGCCUAGCUCUCUCCUGGUGUUCGUGAACCGGAACCCAACCAGAGAAUGGAUAUGGGAAACCAGCACCCUUCUAUCAGCAGGCUCCAGGAGAUCCAGAAGGAGGUGAAAGGCAUAGAGCAGCACGUCGCUGGCUUCAGCGGCCUGCCGAACGACAAGGCCUACAAGGACCUGGAGCGGACGCUCAUGAAACAGCUUUUUGAAAUAGACUCAGUGGACACGGAAGGGCGGGGGGACGUCCAGCAGGCCCGGAAGAGGGCGGCCCAGGAGACGGAGCGGCUGCUCAAGGAGCUGGAGCAGACCGCAAACCACCCGCACCGGAUCGAAAUACAGAACAUCUUCCAGGAGGCCCAGGCCCUGGUGGAGGAGAAGAUCGUGCCGUUCUACAGCGGCGGCAACUGCGUGGCCGACGAGUUUGAGGAGAGCAUCCAGGACAUCAUCCUGCGGCUGACGCACGUGAAGACCGGCGGGAAGGUCUCCCUGCGGAAAGCGCGGCACCGCACGCUCGCCAGGGUCUGCGCCGUGCAGGAGAUCAUCGAGGACUGCAUGAGGCGGCAGCCGUCCCUGCCGCUCUCCGAGGACGCGCACCCCUCCGUGGCCAAGAUUAACGCCGUCAUGUGUGACGUGAACAAGGCCAGAGGCACUCUGAUCGCGCUGCUCAUGGGCGUGAGCAACGACGAGACGUGCCGGCACCUGUCCUGUGUGCUCUCGGGCCUGAUGGCGGACCUGGACGCGCUGGACGUGUGCGGGCACACGGAGAUCCGAAACUACCGAAGGGAGGUCGUGGAAGACAUCAACAAGUUACUGAAGUACUUGGACUUGGAAGAGGAAGCCGACACGACCCAUGCAUUUGACCUGGGACAGAACCACUCCAUCAUAAAAAUAGAAAAGGUCCUCUCGAGAAUGAGGGAGGUGAAAAACGAGCUCCUCCAAGCGCAGAGCCGCCCUGAGCUGUACCUGAGCUCCAAGACGGAGCUGCAGGGCCUCAUCGGCCAGCUGGACGAGGUGAGCCUGGAGAGGAACCCGUGCAUCCGCGAGGCCCGCAGGAGGGCGGUGAUCGCGGUGCAGACCCUCAUCACGCACGUGGACCUGAAGGAGGCCCUGGAGAAGAGGAAGUCGUUCGUGGGCGAGGAGCACCCGUCCCACAGAGCCGUCUGGACCAUCUUGGGACACCUGUCGGAGAUCCUGGGGGAAGUUUUGUCGUUUGACGGGAACCGAACCGAUAAGAACUACAUCCGGCUGGAGGAGCUGCUCACCAAGCAGCUGCUGGCCCUGGACGCCGUGGACCCACAGGGCGAGGAGAAGUGCAAGGCGGCCCGGAAGCAGGCCGUGAAGCUGGCCCAGAGCAUCCUCAGCUACCUCGACCUGAAGUCCGACCAGUGGGAGUACUGACCGGCCCGGGGCCGGGGGGCCGGGG